AUGCUGAGGGUCGAGCGGUCGAUUUUGAGCGCUGCGUCUGCUCCUAGCGGGAGGCGCCGCAACAGCAAGGGCAAGGGGAGCAAGGCGCUGGAGGAGGUGGCGGGGGAGGCGGUAGUGGCAGUGGAGGCGGAGGAGGGGGUGGAGGUGGGGGUGGUGGCAGAGGUGGGGGCUUCGGUGGCAGCGGUGGAGGUCGAGGCGGCGGCGGCGGUGGCGGUGGCGGAGGGGAUUGGGGUGGUGGCGGAGGAGGCGGCGGCGGAGGAGGUGGAGCUGGUCGAGGCGGAGCUGCACAGCGGGGACCCCAGCACCAGCCACGCUCUCGUCGGGAGUAGCUAUCUUUGA
This is a messenger RNA of Closterium sp. Naga37s-1, 339 nucleotides long. Lineage: Eukaryota; Viridiplantae; Streptophyta; Zygnematophyceae; Desmidiales; Closteriaceae. The record is from the annotation of a GenBank genome assembly.